AUGUCCACGAAAACGCCCAACCCGCCAAACCCCCCGCCGCCCACCAACGGCACCCCCAAAUCCACCAACGGCACCCCCCAACCCACCGCCAAACCCACAAACGGCACCACCACCACCACCACCACCGCCCGGGGCCCCGACAGCGACUACUACACCGCCCCCGACGCCUCCUCCCUCUACACGGGCGCCGGCGGCUCAGGUAUGUACAACCCCGCGUUCGCGCCCCCCCCCGCAUACUUAUCGCAGCCAACCCCCAACACCACAACAAUCCCGAUGCCGCCGCCCUCGCCGUCGCCGUCGACGCCCGGCGGGAGCAGGUACAACCCUGUGCCUGUGCCGCAGGUCAACCCGUUCUUCCCCAUGGGCGGGAAGGAGAAUGUUGCGCUUGUGAGUCCGAAGCCGCAGGUGCAAGUCCAGGGAGUUCAAGGGCAGAUGGGGGGACAGCAGCAAUGGCAGAUGCAGCAAUGGCAGAUGCAGCAACACGCGUCGCAUCCGGCCGCCGCCGCCGCCGCCGCAGCAGGGCCGCUCGUGCACAACCACCCGCCACACAACCACAACCACAACCACACACUCCCGCCCCACACACACAACGGCGGCGGGGAAGCCGCAUCCUACUUCUCCGGCGCCUCCGCCCCCACCCCCCACAACCACAACCACGACCCCAGCCUCCCCCCGCCCCUCCGACAGUCCUUCAAAAAGCUCUGGGACUCCCUCCGCGCCGAGGAGCGCCACGCCGUCGGCCAAUUCGAGCUGUACAGCGAGAUCACGGGCGUGUGCGCGGCCUGCUUCACGCCGGGGACGUCCUACACGGAGGCGCCGCGGCCGCACCACUACGGGCAGCGGUGGAGCCGGCGGCGGGGCGCGUGGCGCGUUCGGAGGGGGCGGCGGCGUGUCUGGCUGCCUGUGUUCCGGCGCGGCGAGGAGGAGGCGGUGAGUGGCAGUGGGAGCAGCAGCGAGGAGACGAGCAGCAGCAGCAGCAGCAGUAGCAGUAGUUCGAGUAGUAGCAGUAGCAGCAGUGAUAGUGAUAGCGGGGUGUCGGAGACGACGAGGACGAGGAGGAAGCUGAAGCGUGUGAUACGGAGGGAGCAGAAGGAGCUGAGGAGGCAGGAGAAGUACAGUGCGGUGCAGGUUGCGCGGCAGGAGCGGCGGGAGCGGCAGCGGCGGAGGAGGAGCAGCGGCGGCAGCAGCAGCGUGGAGAAGCCGCAUUACGACCCGGGCUACGGACCCGACGGGAAGGCGCAUCCGCGCUACUACGCGGCCGGCGAGAAGGCGGGCGCGGGCGGGUCGAUCAUUGGCAGCUGGUUCGGGUCUGGGAAUGCAAAGAGCGGCAGCGGCAGCAGCAGCAGCAGGGUGAAGACAUCUACGAAGCACUGCCGCACGGCCUCUCAAACCUCGAUCGCCUCCAGCAGCGCCUCCGCCUCCGCCACCGCCGCCGCCGCCGCCGCGCACCCGCAGUUCGAAGUCUCCUCGGCCAGCGGCGCCUCCGACGACGGCCUCGCCUACGGGCGCUACUCGUCCUCACCCAGCUCCCUCGGGUCGCGGCGGGCUAAGACCGGCUGGUUCUUCCGCGCGCUCAGCUCCAACACCAAGUCCAAACACACACACAAAAAGACGCGCGCAAAAGGCAAAGGCAAGUCCAAAUCCAGCGGCACCUCCUCCAGCUCCUCCUCCUCCUCCUCCUCAUCAUCAUCACACUCCUCCUCCCCCCCGUCCGACGACGGCCUCGCAUACGGCACGUCCACCCGCGCCGCGUCCCUGCGCAGCAACCGCUCCAUCACCUCGUCGCUGCGCUCCGCGGGCUCCCGCGUCUUUGGCGUGCAGCGCCGCAGGUCGUGGGACGACAUGGGCACGCCCCCGUCGCCCAGCGCCACCGGCAACAAGCGCCCCGGCAGCGCCGCCGUCGGCGUCGGCGUGAAGCGCUCCAACUCCGUCGGCGCGCGCAGCGCCUGGUGGGGCGGUAGCAAAACCACCACCACCACCGCCACCGCCACCGCGGCAUCUACACAAGGCGGCUGGUUCUCUGGCGGCGGACGGAAGGCGGGCGGAUGGUUUGGCGGGUCCGAGAUCGUAGCACGGAGAGAGAGAAGCAGAAGUAGGUCAGUCAGUUCGGCGAGCAGCAGCGAGGUCUGGCAGGAGGGCGUCGAAGGCCAGGGGCAGUGGAUGUACGGCACGACGGCGGCCAUCGACGUGACAAAGUCCACGAGCGCCAUUUCAAGCACCCUAGUCGGCACGCAGAGCCACCACGCGCAGCAGAGCGCGCAGAUGGAGAAGUCGUACUCGACGACGGACGUCACGAGCAGUCGGGAGCGGGCGCGAAAGAGCACCACCACCAGCAGCACCGUCGGCGUCACAGACACGCAGAGCCAGGUAUUCACGACGCUUCCCAGCGGCGAGCGGCGCUCCACGAAGGAGGUGUGGGUCGACGGGCGGGCGGGCGGUAGUGAUGCCCGGCGCAGCAAACGGACGGCGUCGGUGGACGGCUGGGAGAGCGGUCAUCACUCACACUCACAGUCGGCGUCACACUCGGCUUCGCAGACCAAGACGACGACGACGGCCACCACCACCACGACAUCGAAGAGCGGCGGCGGGUUCUUUGGGCUGUUCUCGGGGCGCAGCGAGACCAUCUCGGACCGGAGCAAGAAGGAGAAGGAGAAGGACGGCAGGAAGACCGUUGUGGUGGAGGAGAAGGAAAGCGGCGGGAGGAAGGGCAAGGUGUACAUGGGCCGCGACGGCAAGAUCACCCGUGGCGGGGAGUCGUCGUCGUCGUCGUCGAGGGUGCAGAUUGUGGAGGAGGCGGCGGGGCCGGUGAAGCUGACGAAGGUCUAUCCAAUGGCUACCAAUGAUCCCACAAGAUUCGAGACCGCGCAGUCCUCCUCGUCGGAGCAGACGACGGCGACGGCACACAUUGCGCGCCGGGAAGCCGUCGCCGAGUCCUCCAGCUCUUCUUUCGUGCGGGAGUCUUACUCGUCUUCGCAUCAGCAGCAAUCAUCAUCCCACCACCGCGAAUCCGCUUCAACGGCGACGUCGGGAACGAAUGUGGUUGUCGGUGGAUUCACGAAUGUUGCUGAGCAGAGGAGGCCGCUACCGGUGCCUAUUCAGCAGACUGCACAUGCGCCGUUGCAAAUACUGCCUGGUGCUGCUACUACUGCUGCGACUAAUACUACUUCUACUAUUGCCCAUGCCCUGACUUCUACUCAUGCUCCUACUACUUCUACUAAUGUUGCGACUGCUAUUACACCGUCCGUUACUGCCCCCAUCACACCCACCACCACCACAAUCACCCCCAUAUCUACCACCAUAAUCAAUAAUCACAACACCACAAUCCACCAUGCCAUUACCACCUCAAACAUUAAUACUAAUACCAACACCAACACCGCCUCCAUCUCAAACACCACCGCCCUCCCCGUCCACUCCGUCUCCACCGGCGUCGUAGAACACGCCCACUCGCACACCAACACCGCCGGCUACAGCGCCACCCUCGUGCAAGACGUCGCCGCCGCCACGGCCGCCCAAGUAGCCACCGUGUACGCGCAGGAGCGCGCCGACCGCGAGGAGCGCGAGAAGCUCGACAUCAUGAGCCGCGAGCGCCACUACACCAGCGAGCGCGAGCGGUCCGAGCAGAUCCAGCGCGAACUCGCCGAGCUGCGGGAGCGCGAGGAGCGCGCGGCCCUGGCGCACAAGGAGAAGAGCGACCGCGAGGAGAAGGAGCGCCGCGCGCUGCGCCUGGCGAUCGAGAAGAAGGAGCGCGAGGAGGCGGACCUGAAGCUGAAGCGGGAGCGGGAGGAGCGCGCGGCCAUCGAGCUGAAGAAGAAGCUGGAGUGGGAGGCGCGCGAGAAGGCGGAGGAUGAUGCGGCGCGGCUGUCGCGGCAGAAGCAGGACGAGGAGAAGAUGGCGGCGAUUAAGGGCGAGGCGGAGAAGCUGUACCGGGAGUGGUGUCGCCAGCAGACGCUGCAGCGCUUGCAGAGGGAGAGGGAGAGUGAUGAGCUCUUCCAGAGGACUAAGAAGCAGCUUGAGGAGCAGGCAAGAGAGCUCGAGAAGCAGGCCGCGGCACAGAAGGCAGUUGAGGAGGUCCAGGCGGUCGAGGUUGAGAAGAGGCCCAGGCUUGAGAGGGAGCUCCAGAUGUUCAAGGAUGAGGAGAAGAAGAGCGAGAUGCGCCGCGUUGAGGUCAGCAAGAAGCUCGAGGAGAAGGCGGUCGAGAUCCACAGACUCCAGGAGCAGAAAGAAGUCUACAUGGCUGAGCAGAAGAAAGUACUCGCUUCUCAACAGCGGGAAAGCUUCAUUUCUGGGACCGAAUUCCAAAAGAAGAAGGAUGCAUAUGUUCACACAGCAAUCCAAGGAAAAUCAUCGCUCGAGGCUCAACGCAUGGAGUUCUUGAAGGAGCAGGAUCGUCAGGCUCAGGCGGCUAAGGUUCUGGAGGAGACUCGUAGAAUCAAGUUCGAGUCAGAGAUGCACAGCAACAGGCACGAGCAGCAAACCAUCGAGAUCCAGCGUACCGAGAUUGUCCAGGAGCGCCAAAAGACAGUUGAGAGACUGUCGAUACUUGAGCAGACCGUUGUUGAAGCCCAUAGGUCGAGGGAUGAGUCCAAAGUUCGUGAAGUGCAGCAGCAGAUCCAGAUCGAGAAGGAGAAAGAGACCAGGCUUAGGAUUGAAGAAGAAAGGAAGGCCACGGCCAUCAACGAACUUAGGAAGCAGGAAGACUUACGGGUACAGCGUCUGGAGCUUGAGAUUGCCGAUGAGCACAGGAGAGAUCAAGCCGCACUGAUUGAAGGACAGAAAAUCGUAGCCGCCGAGACUGAAGCGAAAAGGCUGCAGCACGACCAGAAGGCCCAACAGCUCGACUCACUAAUCCGCGCCGAGAAAGAGAAGGAGAGUCAGCUCAAGAGGGUGGAAGGCCAAAUGGUUCAGGAGCAAAUGCAACAAACGAGAUUCAAGGAGGAGAAAACUAGGGAGUACACUGCUCAAGUUCAGGUCGAGGAGAAGAAGUCUAUGCAAGUACAGAUCGAGAAGCAAAAGACCUCACAGGCCGAAACCGAAUUCAGAUACAAACAUGAAGAAACCCAGGAUCUUGCAAGAAAAGUUGCAUCAGAAGCAGCGAGAAUUGAAAUGCGAAAAGUGGAUCAGGGGAGGAGCCAAGUGGAGUCAAGAAGAGAGACAAAGACGCGGGUAGAGACAGAGAAGACUAUUGAAGCGACUGAAGAGAAAAUGCGAGAAGUACUCCGGGAGUCAGUGUCUGACAUGGAAUAUCAGGAAGAAAAAGACAAGACUUUGACAGAAGAGGAGCAGUAUAUCGAGGCCGAGGUCCGGAGGCGUUGGGAGAACAAAAAGAAGGAACAGAGGCGUAUCGAGCUCCAGAAACAGCUCGAGGACCUUCAACGACAGCUGGCCGAGAAGGAAGCCGAGAAGACAGAGAGGGAGCGGGUAGAGAAGGAGAAGAGGCGUGCCCGCAGUCGGGAGAAGAAGGCUCAGCCCGGGUACCAAGAACGAGAAGUCAAACGAAGCAGAGAAAGGUCCAAGAAGCGCGACAGCCAAGCAGCAGUAGCUCGCCGUGAGGAAGUUGAGUUUGUUCGUGAACAGGCAGGGCUAGACAAGACUACGGAGAAAGAGAAGAAGAAGAAGCGCCCCUACAGCACAUUCGAUCCCCUCCCAGAAGGAGAUAUCCCCGGUUUUACUGAAGGAAGAUGGACGGUUCCAUAUGGAGUUCCUCAGCUCAUCGAAACGCCGCCUACACCACCUCCUGGCACACCAAGAUUUCCGCAACGAAUCCAUUGUUAUGGGAGUUACUUUCCCCCAGUAGCAACCCAGACUGACCCGAGCAUGCCGGUUAUCCCACCGCCCCCAUUUUAUUUCGCUCAGCCGGUAAUGGCCGCUGAGACUUCCGAGGAGUUCGGGAAGAGAAGUCAGAGAACCUCAUCCGAGUCUGCUUCUAGAUCACAAGUGGUCGCCGAGACAUCUGCCGAAUUCGAGAAGAGGAGCCAACAAGCUUCCUCCGACUCCAUCUCAAAAUCCAUGACUAUCGCUGAGACAUCUGCCGAAUUCGAGAAGAGGAGCCAACAAGCUUCCUCCGACUCCAUCUCAAAAUCGACGACUAUCGCUGAGACAUCCGCCGAAUUCGAGAAGAGGAGCCAGCAGGCCAUAUCUGAGACUGCAUCAAGGACGGAGAUUUCACGAUCAUCGACCUCUUCUGAAAUCAAAACAGCUGCGGAGACUGCGAGACGGGUUGAACGCUCCAUUACAUCUUCGGAGUUCGAGAAAAUGACUGAUAAGAGUUCUAUUGAGGACGUAAGAAGAGUUGAGCCGGUCAGGGCUGUAACUUCCUCCGAGAUUGAACACACUUCAGGAACUGCUGAUAUUGGCUCUUCAAUCACAAAAGAUCAAUCGGUGGCUUCUACCGAGGCGGCAAAAGCUUCUCCAGGAUAUGGAUGGGGUAGCUUUGGUAGCUUUGGAUCUGGACUUGUGAAGGCAGCGGCCUCAGUUAUUAGCGAGACACCGUCUCUUGUCACAGGAAAUCCUUUUGUUGGAACGCCCGUUGCCCCAGUACCGACGGUGCCUAACCUUGGUUCUGCGGUCAUUGACUAUCAACAAAAGAGCGAUUCUCAGCAAUAUGAGCAGACGGACUCCCAACAGCAACAAGAGCUAGUUUAUCAAGGAUGCCAACUUCCACCCAACUUCUCCUUCGGAACGCCUGCCAGAACUGCCUAUAUGCCUUAUGGUCCCGAGCUCCCGCCGUACUUGACCACUGAAUCUUCUAGUGCCGUGCUCCAAAGAACAGAGUCGGGGAGUCAAUCUUCUCAACUAAGCUACCAACAAGCCUUUUCAGAUCACAGUGUCCAACAGACUACUAAGCCCAAGUUCUCCGAAGUGGAGUAUGGUCCGAAAUUGCCUCCAAAUCUCAUCACGGAAAACCAGUCAUCCCAGAGCUCAACAGCUCAGUCAAUCUACGAACAAAUGUCUUCUGACUACAUCCGCUCCAAGGAGUCUUCAGAUGUCGAAUACGGCCCAGUCUUGCCUCCAGCUUGGUCCCAGGGGACACAGGGCUCAUCCGAACUUCGAUCUGGAGCCAGUUACCAGCGCUCGGAAUCAGAUCACAGUCGUCAGGAAUCCUCACAAGUCAUCUCAAAGGCCCAAACAUCCCAAGAGAAUGUUCAUGAUUCAACCGGGGAAUUCCGCUUUCCUGGUGCAUUCGACGACGAGGAGGUCGCCCCUGAUGUAGUAUUGCCACAGAUUCCACGCAGUGAGAAAACUUCAUCUAACCCUAUCUAUCGCCAUACUUUGGCAAAUGAGGGUCGUUCUGUUUCCGAGUCUGUUAUCCGAAGUCACUCAGAAGCUGCAUCUCGUGAAGAAUCAUCAUCUUUCUCUCGAGAGGUGGAAUCUGAUAGGAGGCAAAUAACGCAAGAUAACCAAACCCUGCCCGCGUCUACCAACCGCCCCGCUAUUUUAGGGGAAAAUCGUUCUGUUUCUGAAUACUCCAAGGAUGUUUACUCCUCGGAAUCGGCAUCUAAAUCCACAUCUAGCAUUGCACAGGAUACAAGAGUUGACAUAGGGAAUGUGACACACGAGAGUAAUUCACCUGCUGCGACUCCUUAUCGCCCUGCCCUUGCUAGUGAGAGUCGGUCCUUGUCCGAGUCAUCAAAAAAUAUUUACUCCAGUGAAUCUACAUCUAGAAUAGCAUCAAGCUUGUCAAGAGAGGUUGACUUAAAGGAAAGUUCACGAGAGGAUCAGAUUUCAGCUGCACACGUUAAUCUUCCUACGCUCGAGAGUGGUAAACGCGCCUACUCCGAGACUGCUUCCACUCUAUACUCUGCGGACUCCAACGCUACAUCAACCUCCACGAUUUCGAGGGAUCAAUUCCAAACACCCCCAACCGGCUACACAAACCAAAGUUCUCCCGUCCAAGGCGCACCAAACUACAGGCAGCAACCAUCCCCGCCCAAUGUCUUUGCAUUUGAGGAUAACGAGGCAUCAACCACUCCAACAGCAGCAAUUGGCACGGGUAGAAUCGUUUCAGAUGACGGUAAGCGUUUGACACGGGAGGAGAAGGAUAAAGAUAACGAAUUGAUGGCCAUUGCAAUUGCCUCCGCCGAAUCAGUUGGCUUCGAUCCUGGCUUGAUCCUUGGUAAUAUUCAGCCCCACAGGCUUAGCACUGUUAUCGAGGCUGGAGAAACAACACCUGUCACUACCACGGGCCGUAGACCAAGCAUUAUUGCUAGGCCUCGCAGUGCCUUUAUCGAAGAAGUUGAGGAUGAGGACAGUGCAAAGGCGAAGAGACAGCUUGGCCAGCAUGAAUUUUCCGCAGAGGCCUAUCUAUCUCAGGCAGAAAUCCUAGCUCGCGAGGAGGCUAGAUCUCGAUCAGAACAGCAGUUAGCCAGCGGUUCGCGUUCGGUGCGUCAAGAUGAGCCCUCGGUGCCGCCAACUGUACCCAACCCCACCUAUUCAUCCACACCCGAAGGUUUAGGGCCGAGGCAAGAACCCGUUCCUCCGCCGCAACCAAUUGACGCGCCAGCCAACCCCCCAGAAAUCCCGCAAGCACACCCAGCGCCGCCGCCGGAAGUUAUACAGGAGAGGAAAAACCGUGCCCACGCCGUUACAAGGAGCGGUCCUGCAGCUAGAUCUUCUUCUCUCUCUGGAAGUCUCAGUUCAACUCGUGAAGAGGAGGAGCCCAAACGACCUUCAACAUCCAGAUCAUCCUCGCUCUCGGGGUUCUUCAGACGGAAGAAGGACAAGGAUACUCCUAGCUUAGCUGACAGUGGUGUAGGACUUGAUACGGACGAUGGCACAAGGAGAGGAAGGGUACUAAAGAGUGAGGAAGAAGAGGCACAGAUGAGAAGAGAAAGGCAGGAAAGGGAAAUGACAGAAUCUGAAAGUAGCCGCGGUAGAAGGGAAAGGUCUAGCGGGCCACGCUUGCAAGGGCGAGCAACAGAAAAACCCUCGACAGAAAGGCAAACACUUCCUAGGCGGUCCACCGAUCAAGUACCGUCAGACCGGGACGCAGCUGAAGACCCUCAAAAUCUUCCACGGCGGUCUACGGAAAGCGUGAUAACAACACACGAGUCACAAUCACAUGAGAAUGAGCCACAUUCUGAGAGACAUUCACGACGGUCAAUCGACAGUGCAUACCGCAACCAAGAGAGCUUCAAACCUGCUGAGGGCACAGAGAUUGAUGAAGAGGAAGUUAGUUCUAAGGCGGAGACGGAGUCUUUGCGCAGGGCGAAGUCUAAGAUGAGGAACGUGGGGAAGAUGUUUGGAUGGACAAGUAGGUCCAAACGUGAAAAGAGUUCGUCAAGGAGUAGGGAGGCAUCUCAAACGCGUGGAGAAUCGGUAAGGCCAAUGCAUAAAAGAUCGGGUUCUGAAGCCAGUGGACCAAAAGACAGGCCCGAUAACCCAAGGCACAAUACCGAAGAAUCGGAGCAAUUUACUCCACCACAAAAAUCAAGAACAUCCUCUCUAAGAGACGUGGAUAUGACUUCGAGUUUUGAAAUAGUUGAAGACGAAAGCUUUGCGCCCACACCUAACCGCGACGAACCAGAACCCCCUAUCAUCGACUCAGCAAGCCUUACACAGCACAUUGAAGCCAACAUGGCUAAGGCUACACAACACGCGGAGACUAAAUCUCUUCACCACGAGGCAUCUCCUGUAGAACCCGCAGAAAUUCCUGAACGGCCAAAGUCAGAACGCAGAUUGAGCGAGAUGAAGGGUCUAUCUGGGGUAUUUAGGGCCGCCCGCCAAUUGAAGAGAUCAACCACAACACCUCGUAUUCCCACGCAGGGAGAGAGGCCAGCAGAAUUGACUAGAGCUGAUACUGAUAGCAAAAGUUACCGCCCAUCAUCAUCCUCUGGGGGAGCGAGUAUACACCAGGGCGGUUUUACUCACAGCUCACAAGGGGGCGAAGAGGGUCAGAGGGUAGCGGGAGAUGCUCCUUCGUCAAGUUCAGUGGCUGAGGACUCACGUGCUCCUUUGACAAAUGCGAGAUCAGGGUCAUUGAGAAGAAAGUCGACAAAGUCGUUGAGGAGUCUAUCUGAAUCACAACAAGCAGGGAGCGUAGGGCAGAGCCAGGCCGCCGAAUCAACGGAUGACGGGAGAGAGUCAGAUUCCAACAUUCGUCUUCCAAGGAAGAGCACCAGUAUAGAGAGAAAGGUGAAAGAAACUGCCAAUUCCCAUGCCCAUAAUCACGACGGGGAACCGGUAGCUAAGUCUUACAACUAUGUCGAAAAGUCUACUUCUGCUGAGAUGCUAACUCGUUCCGAGGGAGUUGAUCUAAGUAGCGACUUUAGGGGACAGCAUGAAAAUACGCAAUCGUUCUCCGAACCCCCUGAUAUCUUCGACGAUCGAGACUCCCCGCCCUCUAAUGAAACCCUACCGAUAGAAUCAUCACCUAAUUCCCCUCUGUACAGCCCAAUCCAACAAUCACGCAUUCCUGAUACUUUUUCAUUUUCUUCUCGUACUCCAUCUCCCAUUUCAAAGUCUGCCGCGGUUGAUAUUUAUGAAGAAUACCCGGCUUUACCUCAGAGCAAUCCAUCGUCUCCUUACAAUUUUUCUCCCAUAAAUCAAAAUAUAGAUUCAGAACAACUCCCAGUACACGAUGAGGAGAUCCCUGCCCUUCCAUUUAGCGGGCUUUCUUCAUAUGUUCAAACCCCAGCUGCCGGAAAUUUUCAACCCCAGCUUGAGAGCCCGACACAAUCCCCUUUCAUGAAUUUCUUUCAAUCAGCAUUUCAUAAUUUCUCAGAAAACGCCGCAAGUAGUCCUUCAUGGGCACAGCUUCCUAAUGUCUUCUCAGAGGAGCGUUCUAUUUCCCCCAAAGAUAUCUCAAUUCCAAUCACCGAGACCCAACAACUUCCAACAACUUUGGGUGAUUCAUCAGAAAACAAUAUUCCAGAAACCUUUGAAGAACAUCCCACCCUACCGCAAACCGAAGAAUCGAUACCCCUAAUCCAAAACUCCGAGCCACCAACCGUACCUAAUUUCAUCCCCGAGCCCUACCCGGCACCGAUUGAAGACAAUUCUCUUACAUCUGAAGAUCAAGGUGAUCGCAGCAUUGAACUCCCACCGAUUAGUUCAAUCUUCUCGGGUGAACCAAAACCCCUCCACCACGAUCAUCUUGAAGAUACAAUACCUGCCGUGGAUGAUCGUGCCCCAUUGCCAAUUGAAACAGUCACCGAAUAUAGCGAAGAUGGUAAUCCAAUCACAAGUAGCUCGCCAUCUCCAAAUCUUUCAUCAGAGGCCGCGGGAAACCGUCAACUUUCGGCCUCCGGACUUCAUGAAUUCCCUGACCUUGAGCAAGUAUUGAGCGGUGAGACAGCCCAAACUGAGGAAGAACAGCGACCAGUAGACCCUAUAUUCGAUAUGCCCGAGAACCUCCCGGCUCUUCCCGACUCACCUAUUGAGGAGUUCGGACAGUCAACCGAAGACCUUCUCUCAGCAUAUGAAUAUGAUAUAGGAAAUAAUUUAUCCGCGCCUACUCCUAGCGAACCAGAGGCUCGAUACAAUGUACAGGAGCAGUCAGAAAUAAACAGUAACCGAUCUUCUCUGCAUCUUCCAGAUCUAGUUCCUGAAAACAGUCACUGUAUGCCAGAAAAUGAGCCACACAUGCACACAUCUCAGGUUGGAAACAAGGUUGCUCAAUCGCAGUUACCGCCGCUACAGACGGAAUUCCAGUUCCCCGAUGUAAAUGACUUACCACAGUUGCCGCCCAGCAGCUCCUCAUCAGCUUCCCUUGACUGGGUUUCAGCUGGAUCGCCAUCUGAAAAUGAUCCGGUCUCUGUGGAUCUUGGGGAAACUUUCAUUGCACAUUUCCUAAGUCAAGAUGUGUCUCCAAUUGCGGUGGCCCCCGUGACCUCCGGGGCCGGUCUCGAUACAAGUUCUCCUAGCCAACCCGGCUCUCCAAGCCACUCAGAAAUUGAAAGAAAUGAACCAACUAUUGAAAACCUUCCAUUCACUUCGAGACCUUCAUCUCCGCAACUUCCUGACCUUUCCAAUGAUUUACAGUCCACAGACUUUGCAUCCACCAAUACAGCCGAUCUUUCUGAGCUGCCAACAUCAACAUAUCCAACUUUUGAAGAAUCCGUUAGAUCAAUAAAUAGUGCCUCACCCUCAAUCGUGGCUGAAGAUGAGUUCUACACAAGCCAGCCUGCAUCACCGGUGUUAGCUACUAUUCCAGACAGCACCGAACAGAUGUAUGAACCUGAGCAUGGUACAUUAUACGAUCUUCCAAAUGAGCUCUAUGAAAUUCCAGACAGGGAGUAUACAUCAUUGUCCCCUAUCUUUGAAGAAUCUUCGGUAUCAGCGAUCAGUAGGGCAGCCUCCGCCAUGGCGGGUGAUGACUCCCGAUCUCUCGCAUCUAUGUCUUUCAGCCGUUCAGCAUCACCGGAGGUUUCGCGAGCAGCUCCCAUUGACCGCUCACAAUCACAAUAUGAAGAUUCUUUCGAAUCUAGAGACUAUGAGGAUACUACUUCGGCAGGGGCUCUGUUGCCAACAAUCGCAGAAAUGAUUCCGGAAGACCACCGACAAGAACCACAAUCACCUACCCUAGGGCCAUUGCUUGGUGAUCACCAGUCCGAAGCCCAGCUACCACCCACGGAAUAUGAGGAGCAGUCCGAGGCUCAUAGUGCACAGCCUGCUGAGCAUACAGUUCAGAAUGAAUUGACCACUACUGAACUUGAAUCCGAAAAUGGACGCGAUUCCGAGAAUUUCUUCAUGGCACGGGAGCCUGAUUUUGUGCCCACCGAGAACGACCUAAAGCCUAAGAGUCAAGAAAAUGAGCUGGUGAACGAAGAGACAACCUACCACGAACUAGAGGUUCAGGCCGAUAACAGAAAGCUCUCUGUGGAGGAUCUUCCGCUCACAAACGAGGACAUAUUCCCAGAACCAGCCGAUAUUCCUUUGCCCGAAGACGAAGAAACCUGGGAUCACCUAACUGAUGCACCUGUCGAACCUAUUGUGGAUGUGCAAGAAUCCAAUAUCGAGCAACCGCUUGAAGAACAAACCUUGGAAUACACACUGCCCUCCGAUAUCGAGCCUGAGCAUUCUAAUCACUAUUCAUCAUUCGUCGAGGCCCCACUCCAAACCCCGGAGCCUACUAGUGUCCUUGCAGAGCCAGAAAACGUACCAUUGCCCGAGGAUUCUCCAAUCCUAAUGCCAGAAGAACCUGAGACGGUCCUCAACUUUGAAGUAAUCGAGGAGCCUGCAACAGUUCAAGGGCCAGAGGUUAUUGGGGUAACAGAGGUAACAGAAACGCCUGAUUCUUCGCCAGAGCCCAUACUGCCAGAAUACACCUUCGAAACUGAGAAUGAAUCCCGUCGCCAGUCAAUGGGUGCUUUCGACCUUUCUCCGAUCUUGGAAACCGAAGAGGAGCCGUAUCUAGAGAGUCUGCCGAAUUUUGAGGACUUCUCAACCUCAGUAUCCGAGCCCAGAAUGACUGAAAUCUUAGAAGGAGGUUCAAACUCAGAGUCAGAAGACUUGUCAAAAGAGGAUAGCACUUCAACCUUAGAGCAGGAGCCCACAACGACCGAAACGCCGGAACAACGCCAGGAGACAGUUGCAGAAAAUCCGUCAGAAGAGAAUGUGUUUUCAGAUUAUACCCUUAAAGUUGAAUCUGAGCAGGAAUCUAUGAGCGGACUAGAUUUCGACGCUAAACCGGCCUCGCCGGUUGUAGAAAAUAUCGGAGGAUAUAUGGAGCCGGAGUUUUUCGAGCUACCCAAUGAAGAUUCAAUUCCUCCAUCGUCUUCAACAGCCGAGCCUGCUACAACAGCCGAAGUCGUGGGGAUAGAAUCUGAGACCCGGAUCCACGGCAACCAGCCAGACUACGAGCUUCAGGAAGAGCCUGAGUUCGAAUCAAUAAUUCGCCGUUUCUCCGUUGAGGGCGCUCAAAUCUCGCCACUUCCUAUGAACGAUAAUGAAAGCCCUGUCCCAGAAAUAAAUGUGGCACCACCCGAAGAUACCGUGGAUAUCUUGCCCUCGAUACCAAUGGAGUCUGAAGAGAUUCAUGAGACCCAGGAUUCUACCGAAUUUAUCACUCAGGAUGCAUUCGAGCCAAUUUUUGCGCAACAAAUUGAAGAACAGUCUAUCCAUCAACAAAGAUAUAAUACGCCUCCUCCAUUGGAGAUUCAAUCAAUUACACCAAAUACACAGUUUGAGUUUAGCAAAACCCCCGAAAUUCCAGAACCGAGGGUAGAAAACGACACAAAAAUAGAUUAUCAGGAGGGGGAAGAGAAGGAAGAGGUGGAAGAGGUGGAAGAGGUUAAGGAGGUGGAAGAGGUUAAGGUGGAAGAGGCUAAGGAGGUGGAAGAGGUUAAGGAGGUAGAAGAGGCGGAAGAGGUGAAGGAGGCGGAAGGGGUUAAGGAGGUGGAAGAGGUUAAGGAGGUGGAAGAGUUUAAGGAGAUAGAGGGGGUGGAAGAGGUGAAGAAGGUAAAGGAAGUAGAAGAGGCGAGGGAGGUGGAAGAGGAGAAAGGGGAGAAAGAGGAGGGAAAGGUGAGAGAGUUGGAGGAGAAAAUUAAAAAUGAGGGCUAUGAUGGAGAGAGGGAAAAAAUUGAUAUAGAAACCAUGGAGGACCUCGUUCAGCCGGAGGCUGAACCUAUCACAUUCGAAACCGGAAUCGACCUUACCAGAGAUAGCUUAGAAAAGGCUGACACACAAGAACCCAAAACUCUCUCGGCAGAGGUUGAGGACGAUGAAAGUGAUGCCUGGGAAGAAGGCGUCAAACUUGAAAUGCUAUCUGAAACUGAACAGGAAUUCCUGUCGAUUCAAAAGGAGGAGGAGGACGCUACUCAGAAAAAUCACGAGGACCCAAUCACUGAUGAAUACACAAUUUCUCCCGUCGUACAAUCUACCCAACAAUCUCCUUAUCUUGAGCAGUUUCCUAUCAUCGAACAAUCUCCCGUUGAGCAGUCUCCCGCAGUUGACCAACCCGCUUCCAUUGACGAGCAGUCGCUCGAUAUGUUUGACUACAUCUCCUUAAUUGUGGAAUCUACUCCGUCGAAAGAUAAUGUUCAAAUCGAACAUACGAUUGACAGUAGUGUAGAGUCUCCAAAAGAUGUCUCUGACUUAGAGGAUAGGAAAGAACAAGGAGAAGCCACCCUGGAAAUGCCAAUGGUCGCUGAGCAAGAAUCAAUCUUCGAGGAACCUUUAUUGGAAAAAGAGGGGCAAGAGGAGGGGGAAGAACGAACAGAGAAGCAUGCCCACAAGGAUGAUGAGGGAAAUGCUCUAGCUGAACGCGAAUUUACUACAGAACCUCCGGUCCAGGAAGAACAGUCCGGUAGCCAAUUUGAACACCCUGCACACCUUGCAGAACCCGAGUUAACCGUGGAGGAGGCCGAGAAGAUAUUCGAGGAGAUUGUUAGCCCUGAGCCAGAAACCGAUAACUAUGUUCAGCUUGAAGAGAGCCAGGUCACGCAGGAGGCCGAGGGGGUCGAGAUGCUCGCAAGAAAUGAAGAGGAUCCAGUUGAGGAUGAAAGAGCAGCAGAUCACCAAGAAAGGAAUCAACCCCAACCAGCGUCUCCUGGCCUCGAGGGGUUCGUUGAUAUGUAUGAUCUUUCGUCGUCAAAAAGCACUGCCCCAGAUAAUACCACCGGACAGUUGGAUAUGGAGGAACCCAAAAUAGAGCAUGGUGACAUGGUUGAACAUACAGAGUAUGAAGAAUUCAAGGACGUCUCUGAACACCCUGAAACACAAGAAGGACGCCCCCAUGAUGAGGCAACUGAGGGAAGUAAAAUGGACGAUCUGAGUAAACAGUCUUUGGAACAAUCAGAAUCAUUCGUGGAUUUUUCGGCAUUACCUCUAUUCCAGGAGCCAGUGGAUACCGCUGAGCUCUACUCUCCCAAGAUCGGGGAGCUUGAAGCUACAGACGCCGCUAUUGUCGAACCAAACCUGGAUGUCCCAGAAAUUGCCGCGGAAUUAACAACACUGCCGCAAGAGAUCAAGAUUGAGGAAAAAGCCGAUACUUCAGAGGAGGUCCAUACUCCUGUCGAGGAUGAGAAAGUUCCUGUCAAAGAGACUUUACCGUUCUCUACUCCCGAUUUUGGGGCCGAACAUAGUGAAAGCAUUGCAGGUAUUGGACAGUCAGAUAUCCACCUCGAGAGCGAGGACAUUAUGAAGCUGCCUUUGCUUGAGGCAGAAGUGUUUGUCAAGCCAUCUGAUUUUCAAGAAUCGACCCACGGAUUGGUAGAAUCAGCACAAAUGGCGGAGUUUCAGCCGCGUGAGUUAAGCAGGCCUGCUUCUCCUGUCACUGACGUCGAAAAGAUCCGCAAUGAUAAUGAAGAGAGGAGUCAACUUCAAGAAAGCUUGGUACAUGGCUUAAACGAAGAAAAAUCAUCUAUCGAGACUUCCCAAAGACCUGUUAUUGCCUCGGCCUUGAUUCAUGAAACAGAUAUCCAACAAUUUGAACCUCUCUCACCCAACGAAAAGAAAGCUCGGGAGAACCAAUUUUUCGAGGAAGAUGCCGAAGAUUAUAUGUCAUUGAAAAAUGAACAAAACAAGAAGAACGAGCCCCAAGUGCCGUCACCAACUCCAAAGGGUCUUGAGUCAUAUCAAAUUCCUGAGGGGCUGGUAGAGUAUAUCCCUACUCCUGUAGCUGCAAAACCAAAAUCCCCUGAUGUUCCAAGUGCUUCUGUCGAAGAGGCUGCGCCAAACACUCAGACCAGGGAAGACAUCGUAUCGCCUCAGGAAAAUGCCAUUCAACAGCCCGAAUCCGUCGAGGAAAACCAGGCGACGGGACAUGAAUCAACACCGAUGGAAGCCAGUCUCUCCGUGACGUCGGUACCAAUGACGCCUACACUAUCAGAAGUUAAUAAGAGAAGGUCGAAGAAGGCGAGACAGAGGGAAAAGAAGAGGAAGUCGCUUCAGGGAGUUGAUAUUUCUGGAUCUUCUGUGGCCAACGCUGAAAUGUCAACGACUCCAAGUGUUGGGGAGUUUCCGUCUGGGGUCCCCAUCCUGAGAACACUUUCGACAGGAAAUGGAUCUCCCGUUACUAAAACUCAGCCAGCAACGCCAGUGGUGAGCCCGAAUAAGAAUGCAGGGAGCAAGGUAGUUGAAAAUGUUGAACAAGGAGAGAAUGAACGGAUAACUGAAAGCAUGAGCGAGGGAUUGAAGCAGGAGGAUAAAUUAUCAGGGGCAGACAGUCAGGAUAUCCGGGAUCGAUUCCCAAAUGAUCACCGCGAGAACCCAAUAGCAGAUAAGUCAAAAUCAACAUCAUCCAUUAGUACAACGGAAUUAGAAAGGUCAAAUCAAUAUGAGAACGAAACUGUGGAUUUUCCUGCAACCCAUCUGGAGUCGUCGAUAAGCAUUCAGGAGGCAACAAAACCCGUUGAAGAGCCUAUGAUCAGCCAGUUUCCAGCCGCACUUGACUUCUCGGCCCCAAUGGUUGAACCAAAGACACUAGCAGAUGUGCCAGAAGAGGAGGUAAAGGGGAGGCUAGGAUCUGUAUCUAGUACUAUAACUCCUCCACCACUCACCACUGCCCAUCAACUUACGCCUGCUUCACCAUCCCUGGUAACGCCUGCGCUAAAUGCUGGGGAUUUACUUGAGUUCUCUAAGAAGCAACCCGAUUCUCGUCCAAGUACUCCUCGGGCCCCUCAAAUUGUCAUUAACUCGAUAGACUCGCCAAAUGGACCCGACAUUCUUCCGUUUCCUGGACGCCGCUCGCCCAAGGUAGACGUCGCUCACUUGCGCCUACCGUCUAAUAUUCCCCGAGACCCAGGCCUUCCACAAAUAUUGCGACAGGAGUCUUCAGAAAGUCAAUUUACCGGCGGUGUCUCGCUAUCAGGACCCCAAGAUUUUACGUCUCCGGACCCAUCUUCAAUUUCGACUGGCGCACGUAACCUUGGCACUCCUGGUGCUAUUAUAUACGGUGACCCAGAGGACGAAGACCCAAGUUUAUCAUCUUUUGGUGAUGGCGAACUCCAAGGGAUCCCAGUCGCUCAAGUUGGACUACGUAGUCCUAUGUUCACCUCCAGCUCCAAAGCUCAAGGUUUCCUUAGGGCAAACAAUGCCCCAAGUCAGAGAUUCCCAUCUCCUGACAACGACAUCGAUGGGGUCACUCCAGGGGUCGAGGAAAACAGGAAACUUGAAUUGGCGCCGUCACCGUCAAUUGAGGCAGAGCCACGAGCGGAAGAAGUUGAUAAGGGCAAAGGCGGGAAAGAGGGAGAAGAGGGGAUUGAGCUUGGAGGAGAUCAUGGCUCCCAUGAUACAACCGUCAUUACCGCACUAGAAAACGAAACCGCUCAAUCCGAUAAUAAUAAUAAUGAAAUACCUGCAAUUAAUAUACCCCCUCAAUUUUCUGUCUAUUCCAAGGAAGCCGAAUCAGUAUCUGAACAAGAAAACACAAGCACGUAUCAUACUGUGGACGCCGAGGAUCUUCUAUCUCAAACUAGUACCAAUAAUCCAAACCCCACAACAGCAUUCCCCAAUCAAUCUUCAACUUUUGGCUUACCCAUCGAAAAUUAUACGACCGUCGAACUCCUGUCUGGAGACCAAACCAAAAGCUCAUCUACAACUCCUCAACAAAUACUAUCACCCGAGCAAGCACCCAUUCUCACUCGCACAAAUUCCACCGAAUCAUCUUCCACCAAAUCAUCUUCCACCCCCGAAGGUGUAUCUCUCCAACCACAGUCUAUAGAAGAAACACCAUCUGCAUCAUCUCCUGUUCUAGAAAAUCUCCCUCGAAUACUUCAAGAAUCCUCUAGAUCCCCACCAUCAGAAACUGGAAGUCGGUCGUGUUUGGACGAGGAUACCCGCAUUCCACCGUCUGAAGCCUCAUUGACACCUCCGCCACCUCUCACUCACUCAUCUUCUUUUGAAUCGGCAAUUGAAUUCUGGAAGCGCCGAUCUCUCCUUAGCACCGCAGACUCAAUACCGACACCUCAACUCAGCCCAUACGCCGAAUCUGGAGUUUCUCUACCAAUUUCUAUUCUCCCAAAAUCACGAAGAUCGUCAUCUGUCCGACCCCGUUCUCUGGUUGAACAGAACUCAGAGCCCCUAAACACAAAAGCAAAGGGUCACUCUUCUAGCUCCGAGAACACAACCGAAAUCUCGGUUAAUACUGCCAAAGCCACGCCACCUCAGGCAUCUCUUGAACUAAGAGUAGAGAAUCAAAAUAUCAAGGAUAAAGUCACGGUUGAAGUAGAUCAGUCGUACCAGGUAUCCGUCAGACAGGGGUCCGACAAAAACAAAGCACAGGCAGAGAUCGAUCUUCAGGCGCCAGCUUCGCUUACCUCAAAUCAAGAACGGCGCUUAUCUCAGACUGUAAGCCUUCAGAGUCAAGACUCGUGCGACUCGCUUCGAACAGUAAUUACUAAAGACGGCCGUGCGCCCUCACCUUCAUACCCUGAUCUGAUUCGCGAACCGACUCUUCCUGAGGAAAUCCAAGACUCUGGAAAGGUUGCCCCGGAAACUGAAAAAUUAGAAAUCCCAAAAAGGAAUAUUCCAAAUAAACCCUACGAAAGUGUUUUUGGUGGGCCAGCAAGAGAACGAAGCAUAUCAGAUCCUUUCUUAACCAAGGAAGAUACUCAAAAUAAUAACCUACAAUCGUUCCAGCUCUCGCAAAGAACUCUCGAUCAGCCCCUCACAUAUUCAGGGAGACCACUUGCGGAAGGAGAAAUAAGAGACAACUUUGGAUCUCCCGUUAAACUUUCCCACCCCACAAAACAGGGUCUCUCUACCAUCAUCGAACAGAAACCUGAAGAAUUUGUGAGGCCAAGCCUGCCCAGGUCGAACACAGCAAAAGAGCGUGACUUCACUUCUACUGAAGAAUUUGUGAGGCCAAGCUUGCCCAGGUCGAAAACAGCAAAAGAGCGUGACUUCAUUUCUACUGACGACUUACUAUCACGUCUCCCAACACAUCGGCCGCUACAACGGGCCAAGAGAUUAACUCCACUCACACUAUCUUCAACUCCAGCUCAAAUAACAAGAGUUCCCACCGAAAAAAUGGAUGUAUUAAAAAGAGGCGAGCGGAGACGAACUGUCACUCCGUCCUUAAGACGCGCGGGCAGUCAGCUCGACAGUCCGAAUGCGAGCACUGAACACAUCAUUUUCGGGGGAGAUGAUUAUCAACAUCAGCAAGGAAAAGUACUGCAGAAAGCCGAUUUAUAUGAAUCAUGGGGGGACAAAGCUAGCGAACCAAAAUCGCCAACCCGGCCACCAAGCAUAAGAAGGAGACAGAGUUUGCAAAUCGUUGACUUGGAGAAUCGCCUUGAAGGCCUUGCCGCGGAGAACACUAGCUUAAUUCAAGAAAAGGCCAAUGUCGAGAAAACACUCUCUGAAUCAAUUCAACGCUAUAGGAAAGAUACAGCGAUCUUCACCAAAGAAAUCGAAGAAGGGAAGGCACUCCUCACAGAAAAAGAUAGCGAGAUAACAGAGUUGAGGAAGAAACUGGACUAUUACCAUACGGAGGUUCAGAGACUUAGUCAGGCUAACAGCAGCCUCAACAAGACAAACACAAGCCUAUCAACGUCCUACAAGUUUAGCUAUGGAGCUCUAGCUGGCAAGUACGAACGUAAGCGAGAACAGCUCGCUACCUUAUCGAAAGAGCACACCGAACUCCAAGCCAGCUUCGCCGAGGUACAGGCAACCAUGGAGAACGUGAUUCGUAACCAAUUGAAAGAGAAAGAUUCCGAGCUCGAAAGGUUACGAGACGAGUUGACCAAGGCUAGAGAGGAAGUGCGUAAAUUGCAGCAACAGGUCACAACAAGACAAGACAAUAAGUAUCUUGAUACCAAGGACCUGCAUCAUUUCUCUAGCUCGUGCCAGCAACUCUAUAGCUCGCUCAAGAUCUGGUGUAACCAGUUUUCAAGCUUUUCAAUUGGAAAGAAGUGUGUCCAUGUUCACAGACUAAAAGAUGAGGCUGUCAGGGACCGAGUGGAGCAUGUUAUGCUUGACGAUAGAGGGGUUCGAAGAAUGCUUAAAGAUGAGAACAAGAGGUCUGACGUGUUCAUGGCGAUCACCAUCAGGAUGAUAUGGGAGCAUGUGUUCACGAGAUACCUCUUUGGAUUGGAGGUUGAUGAACGAAAAAAGCUAAUCUCCUUAGAAACGACCUUGGCCGAAGUUGGAUUACAUGAAGCUGUUCACCAAUGGCGGUCCACGACUUUGACUCUCCUCUCAACCAGACCAGCUAUCGUAGCCAAGCGCAACGCAGAUACAGAAGAGAUUGUUCAAACAAUAUUCAACCUGUUGAACUUCCUUCUUCCACCUCCACCUCAGUACCGCAGCCUAGCCAUGGAGUCGCUUCGUAGUCUUGUACAACAUUCUGUUCAACUAGCCGUCGAAAUGCGAACUCAGCGUGCCGAAUACGUCAUGAAGCGCCCACCUCGACCCGAUUACGAUGAUCAAGGAGAGGUAACCAACACGGUACCCUUCGUAGCCUCUAGCAUGCAGAACCGCGGGGCAGAGCCGAUCUCAGCUCGAGAACUCGAGGAGGAGGGCGCAACAGUCAAAUUGAUCCUGUUCCCACAGGUCAUUCGUCGUGGCAACGAGUAUGGGGAGAACUACGAAACUGAGACUACUGUUCUGCCAAUGCAGGUACUCGUGAAUAGGCCCCAACUCAGCCCUAUGGAGACACCGAAGACGACACCUGAGAAGGUGAAGGUUGCGGCGCAGAGCAUCUUGCCUGUGAUACCGGAGCAGACUAUACGGCUUGUUCAAGAGGAUGCGGCGGCGUCGAGAGGGUACCCAUUCCCGAACAUUGAAGAUUGA
This is a messenger RNA of Morchella sextelata, 21672 nucleotides long. RefSeq lists its product as uncharacterized. NCBI's taxonomy places the organism in Eukaryota, Fungi, Ascomycota, Pezizomycetes, Pezizales, Morchellaceae. Bases 1 to 21672 code for a protein of 7223 amino acids. The transcript has 17 exons. The record is from RefSeq and is a predicted model, not a curated record.